Messenger RNA from Oldenlandia corymbosa var. corymbosa, 777 nucleotides. The record is from the annotation of a GenBank genome assembly. Lineage: Eukaryota; Viridiplantae; Streptophyta; Magnoliopsida; Gentianales; Rubiaceae.
AUGAAACCGACGAAUAGAGAACGUAGCCACCGGCGAGCAGAGAACGUACCAAAGGGAUCAGAAGCCGCCGGAAAAAGAAGAAGAAAAAGAGGCUGCCGGCGAGCAGAGCUGAAGGACGGCAAGCCUGCACACGCACGAUUGACGGCGACGACUGGCAGGGAAUGGAGCCGGCGGGCAGAGGCAGCAAAACCACACAGCAGGGAUAGUUGCAGCACAAGAAAUAUUAAGGUUCAAAAAGCGUACUGGCGUACCAAAAUAUGGACGGACGAGUCCAUGGACGAAAUUCAUGACUUCAAAGAGAAACUUAUGUUGGCUGGUGGAUACGACAAUGAAGCAAAGGUCUCAGCUAUUGAAAUACAAACAAGAGAGUACUACAUUGCUUGCAAGAGGUGUAACAAGAAGGUCGCAGAGAUUGAUGUUCCUAUCAUCAAGGUGGAAGACUCAAAGCAUGUACAAAGUACAAGAUACCGCUCCUCAACCGCACAUGUCAAGAACUUAGGGAGUCAAUUAACGAGGUACCUCGAUGAAUUAGAACCGGGUGAAGUUCCGGAAGCGUUGUACCAAUUGGUGGUAAAUGAUAGAUUGAGGCGAACAAUGUUGAUAAGCCCGUUCAUGAUGUUAAAUGGUUCAGAAGGCAUAGGGAAAGGAUGUGGAGUUGAUGAUAAAUCAGUUGGUGGAUUUACUCCGUGCAAGAAAAGUGCUUCAAAUAAUGAUGGUGAUGAUCUGUUGAAGCAUCAAGCACCAAAAAACGAGCAUGAAUAUGCAAUACACGCUUGA